ACAACCUCAACCUCAAAUCUCCAACUCUCCUUUUCGAAGCAUUUCCCAUAUCGAUACCGUCCUGCCUUUCGUUCUUUGCAUUUUAUUUAAUUCUUCAAUAUGUUCCCAGGGUCGAACUCCUAUCUAGGAGCUCAGCCAGCUCGGCCUGGGGGACCACAGCAAUUCAACUCAUUUCAGGGCCAGCCGCAACAACAGCAGCAGCAACCACAGCAAAAUGCCUACCUGAACCCGCAACCAACGGGCUAUGGAGCAGCUGCUCCUCUGCAGCCCAAUUACACUGGUUACGGCCUACAGCCUCAAGCUACGGGCUAUCAACCACAGCAGAUGCAACCACAACAAAUGCAGCCAAUGCAGCCGCAACAGACGGGGUUUGCAGGCCAGCCAUCGCCGUUCAACCAAGCUCCCCAGCAGCAGAACUUUCAAUCCGCAGUACCCCCGAUGCCUCAAAUACCGCUGCAGUACCAGAAUCAGAUCCAGAACCAGGCCCCGCCGCAGCCAGCUCCAGCUCCAGCUCCCGCUCCAGCACCAGCGCCCGCCCAGAAACCCCAGCCCACAGGCUUCGCGCAGAUGGCCGAUAGCUUCAAGACCUCCGAGCCAACUCCAGCGCGCGGCCGCAGAUCCUCGAGAGCGAGGACUGGUACGAGGAUUCCGAACAUAAGAUUGUCAUUCAUUACGGCGCAGGACCAGGCCAAGUUUGAGACGCUGUUCAGGAGCGCGGUUGGAGACGGGCAGACGUUGAGUGGUGAGAAGUCAAGGGAUCUCUUAUUGCGGAGCAAAUUGGAUGGCAACUCGCUGUCCCAGAUUUGGACCCUCGCAGACACGACCCGCUCUGGACAGCUCCACUUCCCCGAAUUCGCGCUCGCGAUGUACCUCUGCAACCUCAAACUGGUUGGGAAGCAACUACCUGCUGUACUCCCUGAAAAUAUAAAGAAUGAAGUCUCAAGCAUGGUGGAUAUAAUUAAUUUUGGCGUUGCGGACGAUGCGCCGGGGCCGAAGACGAAUGCUCCGGACUUCAAUAUCCAACAGAAUACGACCCCGUCCCCUGCGAUCCAACAACCGCAACCAAUGCCAUCGAAUUCUACUUUGUUGGCUGCUCAAAUGACCGGAUAUCCUGGACAGCAGCAGACUGGAUUUGGAGGAGGCUUCCAGGGACAGCAGCAGCAGACAGGGUUUCAGCAGCCUAUGCAGACAGGCUUCAAUCAACAAGGUGGUUUGCAACAGCAGAAUCAGACUGGGUUCCAAGGGAUGUCGAACCCGACAGCAACUGGGUAUACUGGGCCGCGCCCACCCAUGCCACCCAUGCCCACAGGCUUCAAUCCUAGUCAGGGCAUGUCGCCAACUCAGACUGGUAUGGGCGGAAUGAUCGCUCCGCUGAACGCACAGCCUACUGGGCGCCCUGGACAAUGGGGACUGGUGAAUGCACCUGCGACCGGUCUGCCCAAUAUCGAUCUCUUGCAAGCUCGAAUGAUGCCUCAGCCAGGCCGAGAACAGGGCAGUUUCAAUACAUCCGGGCUCACAGGUAAUGCAGUCAUCCCAUGGGCUGUCACGAAGGAGGAGAAAACCAGAUAUGACUCUGUGUUCAAGGCUUGGGAUGGCUUUGGAAAAGGUUACAUUGGUGGUGAGACUGCGAUUGAGGUCUUUGGGCAGAGUGGUCUGGAUAAGCCUGAUCUGGAGCGGGUAUGGACUCUUGCGGAUAAUGGCAAUAAAGGACGUCUGAAUAUGGACGAGUUCGCCGUUGCUAUGCAUUUGAUCUACCGGAAACUUAAUGGCUAUCCUCUGCCAGCCCAACUGCCACCCGAGCUUGUACCACCAUCUACCAGAAAUUUCAACAAUUCCAUUGGCGCGGUCAAGUCACUGCUUCAUCAGGAGUCUGAUCUCCGAAAGAACUCUGGUGCGACCUUGCUUCCUCAGAAGACAGGCGUCAGUUAUCUGAAGAGCCAUUCGUUUAAAGGCGAUUCGAACAUUGGAUCGGGACGGAAAGAUGCCACAGUCUUCAAGAAUAACGACGAUGAUAUUGGAUAUAGAUCUAGUGCUCGUCGCAGGAUCGGCAACAGUUCUCCACGCCCCUCAUCUCCAUCUUCAACCACAUCAAAUGAUGACAUGUCAUUGGAGCAAUUGAGGAAGAAGAUUCGCGAAAAGCAAGUACUUCUUGAUGCCAUCGACUUCAAAGACGAGAAUGCCGCAGAGGAGGAUGAUGCGCUCGAUCGACGAGACCGCCGUGACGCCGAAGAUCUUUAUCGGCGCAUUCGACGUAUCCAGGAGGACAUUGAUUCUCAUCCUGACGCGGCGUUACGAAACGUGGAUUCUAACGCUGAGAGGCGUAUUUUGAAGCGUCAAUUGCAGACCUUGACUGACAAGUUGCCUGAGAUUGCAUCCCGGGUUCGCAAGACCGAGCGGAGCAUUGCUGAGGCCAGGUUGGAACUCUUCAGACUCAAGGAUGCCAAGGCACACCCAGGCAGCGCAUCGGCGAUCAUUGGUACUGGUCCAGGUGGCACUGUGACCGAGUCUGAUCGACUGAAAGCCAGAGCCAAGGCUAUGAUGCAACAGCGUUCUGCUGCUUUGACUGGAAGGAAGAUUGAAGUCAAUGAUGACGAUCUGGCUGCGCCAAAGCGCUUGGAAGAGGAGAACGUCAAGAUUAGAAAUGAGAAGGAGAACAACGAGCGCAUGGUCAAGGAUGUUGAAGAUAGCGUCCGGGAGUUCUCUCGUAGUCUGGAGGAUAGCCUUAAGGACGGAGCAGAGGAUUCCACCAGUGAGCAUGAGAGACGCAGAUGGGAAGAUGGGCUUGGUGUUGAAGAUGAAGUUAAAGACUUUAUUUUCGACUUGCAAAGAUCUAGUAGGGCUGCAAGGGUCAGGACCGAAGAUCGCCGCAGCACUCGCGAGACUCGUGAACCAGCACGAUUUGAGAGCUCUCCUGCUUCAUCACGCAAGGAAUCACCUGCACCGGCGCCCGCCACAGCUCCCUCUCCUUCUGCUCCUGGUGGUACCUAUUCCCAGUAUAAGACCCCCGAGGACCGAGCUGCAUAUAUCAAGCAACAGGCUGAGCAACGCAUGGCUGAACGUCUUGCGGCUCUUGGUAUCAAGGCACCAACGAAACCUGGCGAGACAACGCAACAACGAUUGGAACGGGAGAAAGCUGAACGGGCUGCCAAACUUAAACAAGCGGAGGAGGAAGAUGCUAGGCGUGAGGCCGAGAGACAGGCGAGGCUUAAUGAAGAGCAGGGCAUUCCUCCUCCUGCCCCGGCCCCUGCCCCUGCAGAACCUCAGGCUGCAAAGAAACCUCCUCCACCACCGUCGAGAAAGGCUGCAAAGAGCGAUGCAAGUGAUCGGAAAGCUCAAGAAGAACAGCGAGUUUUGGAAGAGCAGAAGGCACAGAUUAUUGCAACUUCAGAACUAGAGGAUGAGGCCGCACGUCAAGAAGCUGAGCUCCAAAGAGAACGUGAGGCUUCCGCAGCACGCCUCAAGGCUCUGGAGGAGCAAGUCAGGGCUGGUAAGAUGAAGAAAGAAGAAGAGAAGCGCCGGAAGAAGGCAGCCCAAGCAGAAGCCAAACAAAAAGAGGCUAGGCUUGCUGCUCAACGCGCCGAGAUUGAAGCUGCGCAGGCUAGAGAGAGAGAAUUACAGCGGCAGCUAGAGGCUAUGGAUGAGGACGACGAUGAUUCAAGCGAUGAUGAAGAACCUCAACAGGCCACACCUCAAGCCUCGACGCCGACCCAAGGAAGUCAAGAACUUGAGCGUAAGGAAGCGUCGCCGCCGCCACCACCUCCAGCGCCGGUUGCUGUACCGCCAGUUACUCCAGCCUCUCCUGCGGCUCCUACUGCCGCUUCUCCGCCAGCUGUCCAUACCAGCUUGCCAGUCACUAGUCCCGAUACCGAGACCAAGAAUCCCUUCUUCAAGCGCCUCGGCUCGCAAGCAGCUGAAACCCCCUCCCAAGGCACAACACCACCCUCCGCUCAACCCCCCGUGUCGACCAACCCCUUCCACCGCCUCCCCGCAACACAGGAAACGCAAAAGGCUGCCUCGCCACCAGCGGCCACCCCGAUCAUCGCGGCUCCGACCGGCGGGCGCGCUUCUCGUGUGCGCCCAGAAGAAGAUGAUUGGUCCGUGGUUGGCUCAGACAGGGAAGACUCUUCUGACGAUGAGGACGGCCCUGGUGCCGGAAAUGCCCGCCAGCUUGCUUCUAUGCUCUUCGGUACUAUGGCGCCGCCCCGUCCGCUCUCCGCUACUGGUACUGGUACUGGUACUGGCUCUACUCCUGCUUCCCCUCCAGCGGGAAGCGGGCCAACCUCACCACCACCUAUGCCAACAGUGGUUGAUGAGGAAGCUCCACCACCACCUCCAAUGCCUACCGCAGGAGCCCCGCCACCACCACCUAUGCCAACUGCGGGAGCUCCACCUCCACCUCCAAUGCCAACUAUGAGUGCCCCGCCGCCACCACCAAUGCCAGGAGAUGGAGCGCCACCACCACCGCCAAUGCCCGGAAUGGGCGGGCCACCACCACCUCCACCCAUGCCGACUAGUUCGCCGGGAGCGGGAGCAGCUGCCAGGCCCGCAGCAUUACUUGGAGAGAUCCAGAUGGGACUGCAGCUAAAGAAGACGCAGACGAGGGACAAGAGCGGUGCCGCCGUCGCAGGACGGGUCUUGGACUAGUCGCGAGAUGCAGUACUGAUGAUUGACAGCGGGAGACGCGAGAUGAUGAUCGUAUGCGAGUGGUUAUUCCGAUGGGGGGUGUACUAUAUAUAUGUUCAUUCUGGUGCGUGCGAGACGAGUCAGCGCGGGGAAUGGGGUCGGAGCCGUGGUUGAUGAAUUAGCUAGCACAUAUGAGAGAUUACAAAUUGAGACUUGGAUUGCUGUCUUGAGAUUUGAGGCUCUUGUUAAGUUAGUGAUUGAUGCGAGGCAAAUCAAAUCAAUGGCUGUGAACUAUGCGUAUGUACAAUGCCGAAGGGGUUUAUCAAUUUAUCCUGUUAUACUUUACAUUAGAAUCUCCAGCG
Messenger RNA from Amorphotheca resinae ATCC 22711, 4985 nucleotides. RefSeq lists its product as hypothetical. Gene Ontology annotation, molecular function: calcium ion binding; actin binding. Gene Ontology annotation, cellular component: cytoplasm; plasma membrane. NCBI's taxonomy places the organism in Eukaryota, Fungi, Ascomycota, Leotiomycetes, Helotiales, Amorphothecaceae. The coding region runs from base 100 to 4644 and encodes 1514 amino acids. The record is from RefSeq and is a predicted model, not a curated record. Gene Ontology annotation, biological process: endocytosis; endosomal transport. The transcript has 3 exons.